CAAGAGUGAUCAACAGCGCCAUCCCGCUCUUCCAGAUCCGCCGCCCUCCAUGAGUAAUCAACAAGACCGCCCUCCUCGUCACCUAAAUGCUGCAGCGCCGUCGUUCACACCCGGACCCCUCCAGCGGCCGGAUGCGCGGGCCUUCCAACCCCAUCAUGCGCAGCCUCAGCAUGCGCCCCAUCAUGCGCAGCCCCAGCAUGCGCAUGUGCCGGGGAUGGUAUAUCCCUCCGGGAACAACUACGGCAACCCGUACGGGCACAAUGCGUACGGCGCCUACUUCCAGCAGCAGCAGCAGCAGCAGACACACCCAAGAUACAACAGAAGAUACUUACACUUUGGUAAUUUAUCAGAUCCACCACCGAUGUCGCCUACCCAGCAGCAGCAGCACUUGUUCUCGUCCGACUCAGUGGAAUCAGCAGCAGCAGCAGCAGCAGCAAAAGAAACUGCUUCGGGUACAUCAUUGAAUCAGCAAGAGCAGCCUCUGAAGCAGCCCCCAUCGGGCUCACCAGCAGCAGCAGUCUCCCAGCAAUCUGGCCAACCUCUGCUAGGUUUACCAACAGCAGCAGCAACAUCACUAACAUCAAGCUCACAACACGUUGAUCAGGCCUACUCAGUACCACCACAACCACCACCAGCAGGAGAUCUGGUGUCAUCAUCCAAGGAGGGGUAGCAAGUUCCUGAGCUUAAUGACAAAUACAUAAUUGAGAUGAACCUGCCGAAACAUGUGGAGGAGACAAAUCUCUGUUUCAUGUUUAGCAAAGACCCUAAGCAUGUUCUGAAGCAGGGUAAAAGAGGUAAAGUGGAGUUUCCCAGUCGGAAGGAUGCAGACGAGGCAAGAGCAAAAUGGGCCAUUAAAGAGAAGUACUCCCAGAGGGAUCCUAAAGACCGCGCUAAGAACUUUGCAACAUUUCCUUAUGGCCAGAUGCAUCCCAUUGAAGGUUCCAUAGGCCCUAAGCCAGUGAAAGUCAAUACUCGAGUCAUCAAGGUGAAUAAACCAAAGCCAGUACAUGAUUCAGAGGACUUUAGGGCAAUGGUAAAAGACAUAUAUAGCUGGUGUCACAUUGAUAAGUACUCAAAGGAAUGCGAUGAGAAUGAGCUAGUAAGACCAUUUAACUUCAAUGCAGCUGCAGUCCGUGGGUCCACCAGUCCCGACAUAACACUCUGUGAGGAGGGGGCUAUUGGAAACCAUGUUUUCUUUAACAUAUUACUGCAUGCAUUCGCGGCACAUCUCACCGGAAGAACGUGGCAAGGAAAGUUCAGCAAGAAGCAUCUGCAGAUAUCAAGAAACCAACUCAUGUGUGCAAUCUUGAUGAGAACUGUUCCGCUAACUUGCGAGGAAGAGAUCCUUAAUGAUAUCUUAAGGAUCAUCUCAUUGCUGGAACCAUUGUAUACAAUAAACGACUGCCUCCCGCCACACUAUGCUGAGAUGCUCUCCAUCUUGAAGAAGCCACCAAGGCGAAGGAAUCCAAGUGUAUUCAAUGGAAAAGAAUUGGUUAAGUUCCAAGAGAGGGUUUUGAAGAGGCCAGCGUUCUCUAAUCCUGAAGGGAGGUCCCACGUUGUUCAAGAGUUUUAUACAAACUCCCUGGAAUUUGUUGACGCUCAGUGGACAACCUUUGACGAUUCCGCACCAGUGCACCUAGAGGAUUGGAGGCACAUCCCCAAAGUUGAUAAACGUCUACUUAAAGUCUUGAAAGAGUCAUGGCAUGGAGGCCAAAACUGCAGGCAAAUUUGGAAAGCAGUCCCUAUACAUGCGCCACUCCAUGGUGCAUUUACCUGAUGACAAGGAGCGCAAUUAUAGGGAGAGAUUACUUGCUGCACAGAAUUUGUUGGCCAGUGCACGGGGAGAUGUCUCUCCGCACUCUGGAGCUUUGGCGUCGGCAGCAAUUCCUGGUAGCUCCUCUCCGGCAGCUCCCCCCCUUCCACGUCCCCAGCAUAGCAGCAAGGCCGAGGAAGAUGUCUCUCUCCACUCUGGAGCUUUGGCAGCACCAGCAGCGGUUGCAAUCCCUUCCAGCGCCUCCUCUCCGGCAGGCUAUCACCGUCCCAAACCAACAAGCAGAGACGAGGAAGAUGUCUCUCUCCACUCUGGAGCUUCGGCAGCAGCAGCAGCGGGUGCAAUCCCUUCCAGCGCCUCCUCUCCGGCAGGCUAUUACCGCCCCAAGCCAACAAGCAGAGACACACUAUGGGGUGGAAUCCUCCAUCAAGUUUUUGAUGAUAAACCCCCCAGCAGCUCCUCCCCAGGUGCUCCUGCUGAGCCAAAGGUUUCGUUCACGUUACGGGAGAGGGAUAUGAUGGGAUGCUACUAUUUUAGGGAUUUCAUGGAAACUUUUGUGGACAUGAUGUAUGAACAAAAAGACAAACAGCCGUGGCUAGGGGAAAUUCUCAAGUCGUACGAGAGAUCUUUGCCAACGCACGGGUUCAUUCCUCACGAGAGCAUACCUGACGGGUAUAUGCUUGAAGAAGGUGAUGAAGAUGAGGAAGAAAGCUAGACUGGGAAAGUACUUUGAUUCACAUCAUUCCAUCUAAUGAGUUGACACGUGCAUGUGUUAUCCUUUAUUUGCAGAAAAAUCGUGAUAUCCUCUUGAUUCUGACCCUUUAUCUCAAACAUGUUAGACAAUUUUGUAACGCCAGAUUUGAUCCAUUUUCUGGAGUGAGCUAUUAAUUGUGUUGUCACACCA
Molecule: messenger RNA, 2675 nt
Organism: Triticum dicoccoides
Lineage: Eukaryota; Viridiplantae; Streptophyta; Magnoliopsida; Poales; Poaceae
Product: translation initiation factor IF-2-like
Exons: 5
Coding region: 1704-2486 (260 amino acids)
Source: RefSeq, a predicted model, not a curated record